AUGGCUGAACAACGCAGAGGUCCCGGAAGGCCCAGGACGAGGAAUGUGGAGCCUGAGACUGGACCGGAGAAUGCAGGCGUGCCUUGGGUGCAGAUAAUGCAACAGAUGCAGCAACAGAAUCAAAUGAUGAUGCAAAUGAUGCAAGGCAUGCAAGGGCAACAACCAACCGCUCCUGCUCCUACUCCUCAGGCUGCAGCAGGGCCUGACUUUCGUGCCUUCUUUCGGAUGGAUCCGCCAGAGUUCUUGGGUGGCUUAGAUCCUGUGAUUGCGCAUGAUUGGCUAUAUGCUAUGGAGAUGAUAUUCCAGGCUAUUCAGUGCACAGAAGAAGAGAAGGUGAUCUUUGCUGCUCAGAAAAUGAAGGGGCCAGCAGGAAGAUGGUGGAAUACGGAGUCUACGUAUUUCACUAACCGAGGGAUUCCAAAGGAUUGGCAACAUUUCAAGACAGCUUUCUUGGAGAAGUACUAUCCCAACAGUGUGCGUGCUUUGAAGGAGCGUGAAUUUCAAUCUUUCAAGCAAGGCAACAUGUCGGUGUCUGAAUAUGCUGAGAAGUUUGAGGACAUGGCUGCCUAUUCCAGACAAGCAGCUUACGCACCAGAUGAGUUGUGGAAGAUUGAUCAGUUCCUCAUGGGGCUGAAUGCUGAUAUUGUGCACAGUGUGUCUCAGAGGGAGUUUACCACCUAUGCUGAGUGUUUAAGGCAAUGCUAUGUUGCCGAGAACACAUUGAAGAGGGUCCAAGAUGAAAGAGAGCAGAACAAGCCGAUUCGUAGAGAUCAUGGAAGGUCGGGGCAGCAAUUGAAACCCCGCAAUUCUCCAGCUAUGAAGAAACAGGUCUAUGGAGAUCGCUCUACUCAGCCUCCCCGAUGUGGUAGAUGCAAGGCAAACCACUUUGGGAAUUGCAAGCCAGAUCUUGUGAAAUGUUACAAGUGCAAUCAGUUGGGACAUUUUGCAAGGGAGUGUACAGCCCGAGAUACGUAG
Molecule: messenger RNA, 975 nt
Organism: Vicia villosa (hairy vetch)
Lineage: Eukaryota; Viridiplantae; Streptophyta; Magnoliopsida; Fabales; Fabaceae
Exons: 1
Coding region: 1-975 (324 amino acids)
Molecular function (GO): nucleic acid binding; zinc ion binding
Source: RefSeq, a predicted model, not a curated record